AUGGUGUCGCAACUUUCAAGGGCUGAGGAUGAAGUGGCGUCUUUCGCAAAGGGUACUCUGUCUGAAAUUGAAAAGCGUCCCAGGACGCAACAAAUAGUCAUCGGUGCGGCCGCAGGGAUGGCCACCGGUUACGUAUUUGCUAAGAUUGGCAAAUCGAUCGCAUUCCUCCUGGGAGUCAGCGUGAUCAGCCUUCAGUUUAUCGCAGGACCUAAGAAGCGCUCAGCAGUAGACUGGCAACAAGUGGAAGAUGAUGCGCGUGCUGUUCUUGAAAAGGCUAAAAUUGUUCAAAAGCCCACCCUCGACCUCAUCCGAGACAACACGGUCUUCUUUGGAUCCUUCGGCGGUGGAUUCCUUGUUGGAAUGUCCUUCUUCUAA
This is a messenger RNA of Dibothriocephalus latus, 375 nucleotides long. Lineage: Eukaryota; Metazoa; Platyhelminthes; Cestoda; Diphyllobothriidea; Diphyllobothriidae. The record is from the annotation of a GenBank genome assembly.